Erigeron canadensis is the source of this 420-nucleotide messenger RNA. RefSeq names its product early light-induced protein 2, chloroplastic-like. The record is from RefSeq and is a predicted model, not a curated record. The coding region runs from base 1 to 420 and encodes 139 amino acids. The transcript is spliced from 2 exons. NCBI's taxonomy places the organism in Eukaryota, Viridiplantae, Streptophyta, Magnoliopsida, Asterales, Asteraceae.
AUGGCAGUAGCCAAACCAGCAAACGGAAGCAUAUCAAAAAACAGCACCAUAGAUGGCUCAACUAAAGUCAGUAGUACCAAGUUUAGUGACUUGUUGGCCUUUAGUGGACCAGCACCCGAAAGGAUAAACGGGAGGUUGGCUAUGAUCGGGUUUGUGUCAGCAAUGGCAAUGGAGUUGACCAAUGGUCAAGACGUGUUUACUCAGAUAUCUAACGGAGGACUAACGGUGUUUGUUGGGACGAGCGUUGUUUUGACGUUAGCGUCGUUAGUGCCGUUGUUUAAAGGGGUGAGAGCUGAUGAGGCCGCCAAAGCGAAUGGGCUGAUGACUUCAGAUGCAGAGUUGUGGAAUGGACGUGUUGCCAUGCUGGGUUUGGUUGCUUUGGCUUUUACCGAGUUUGUUACCGGGAGCGCUCUUGUGUAA